This is a messenger RNA of Caenorhabditis auriculariae, 856 nucleotides long. The record is from the annotation of a GenBank genome assembly. Lineage: Eukaryota; Metazoa; Nematoda; Chromadorea; Rhabditida; Rhabditidae.
AUGACUUUGAGCUUUGGAAAGACGAGUUUCUGGAUAUUCGUGCGGUAAAUUAUCAGACUUCCACGGAUCUGUAACAACUUUCGAUUUCAAAUAGAAAAACGAAUGUGUGAAUAAGAAAAAGGAAGUGAAAAAGGAAAUAUUUCACAGAAAAUUUCGUGAAUUUUCAACUGAAAAUUAUAUAAAAAUACUCCGAAACGAUCACGUUGCUUCACCCAUCCUGCCUUCUUAUCUGAGCUUCAAAUCUUCGGCUUACACGUGAUAUAUCAAAUCGCGUGAGCCGUCCUCACUGGUCCUACAAGUGAGCGUCACUUCCAAAAGUCCCUCCGAACUACUCGAGCCCAACUACAAGGUGGGUAGCCAGAGGCGCAAGCCUACCGUAAGUUAGCGUUACUAAAACUGAAUUCAUAAGGAAUUUAGGCCUUAAUUGGCAGGGUCAUAAAGGUCCACAUCCGAAAAAGUCCGGGCAGGGCAUAAAAGGCCCUAAAAAGAUGAUCGAGGAACCAUGUAAUGACUUUAAAUUCAGCAUGGACAGCGACGAGGAAAUGAUACUCGACUCGGGCUAACUUUUCAAAAGCAGGAUGCUUCGCACAGUUCCGGAAAACCCUCAAGGGAGUCCGAGAGCAGCGACGACGAUCAAUCGAUGGAGUCGGAUCAGCCGGGACCAAAGAAGUCUUUGGGUCCGAGUGAUGCAGGUUCGAGCAAAAAGACAACAAAUAAGAGAGUUUUUUUUUCAGAUGAGGAAAUCUCUCCACCGCAAAAUGCGGUCCGAACCAGGGUGAAGCUACCUGAGCAGACGGCUUCUCUAGCGAAGUCGUGUAUGGGUGGAACGUUUAAGAUCUGGAGUGACAGAGACUGA